AUGUUCUCACUUGGUGGAGGUGGAGGUGGCAAUGGCAAUGGCAAUGGACAUAAUAUAAACAGUGCAUUAUAUGAUGAUGAGCAGUCAUUCACAAUGCUUAACAACAACAACAACAACAAGAGAUCAAAUGUACACAUAGUCAAUCAACAAAGUCAAUCAAAACAGCAGCAGCGACAACCCUCAUCAAAGAAGCAACAAAAGAAGUAUCAACAACAACUACAACAACAACAACAACAACAAAAGAAAAAGAGAAACAAUAAGGAUCAUGUUGAUGGUGAUGAUGAUGAUGGGGACGAAGAGUUCUUUGAUACCAAUUCAGACUUUAGUGUGUUGACCGUAUCAACAAAGGAGGACUUGGAGGUCUGUCUCGGUGUGUUGAAGAAGGAGAUAUAUCAGUUCAGGAACUUAUCGGACAAUCUGAUUCAACGUCUGGCCACACUGGAGAAGGGCGUUGGUGAUGAGCGCAACAGCCAGGGCAACACACCGCUGCUACCCUACGCGCUCGACUCGAGUAGCGACAGCAACAACAGUCUCAAUGACUCUGCGUCGUUGGGUCAGGCGCCGGCGCCCACCUCGCCCUUUGAUCUGGACAGCGAGCGCAGGAUCUCUGUGUGCAUCAAUGACAUUCACCAGCUGCUCGAGCGUCAACACCAAUACGAGACACUGUUGGCACAACGUGAGCACUUUUGGGAGCACGAGAUUGACUCGUACAAGGCUCGUCUGAUGGGUCACUCGCCAACAGGCACUGGAUUCAAUGCCAAUGGUGGCAGCGCAGGUCACUUGUCAAUCAAUGCUGACCUCGAUGAUAAUUGUGAUGAUAGUGAUGACUCCAACUCAUCGUCCUCAUCAUCUACGUCUUCUUGCUCGUCAACAUCAAUGCUGCGGACUCAUCAUCUGUCGUCAAACAACUCGUCACUUGACACCACCCAUCAGCCACAACGACCACAGCCACAGACAUCUCUGGUUCGACGUGUAUACCUCUACUUCUUUGGCCCCAAGUCAACACUGCUAAGGAAGGUACUGGUCGUUGCCGUUGUGGUUGUCGUGUGGCCCAUCGUAUCAUCCUUCCUCUGGAAGGCGUUCAGAGCAUGGCUGGCAAGGAGAGGACUCUCUGGCUCAGCCCUGCUCAACCAAACCACCAACCAACACGCUGUACAUAGUCAAACAUCAACGUCUGCCUCGUCGUCGGGCGGCCCCAUGUCGUUGAUGAACAACCUUAACAACAACCUCAACAACAAGAACAACAAGAAGAAGAUCCCAAAGAUUGGAGCACCAGACAUUGUCAAGGCCUUCCUGCAAGGCGUCAGCACUGGCGAUGGCGGCAGCAACGUCAACAUGACCAACAACGCACUGACAACACUCACCAACUCCAUACUGAAUCCAACGACAUCAUCACUGUCCACAGCGCUAUCACAACUCUCACCCAGCUCAUCGUCGACGGGAUCAUCAUCACCGUCUUCAGCCGUAGCCACUGCCGCGGCCACCCUUUCCUCUGCGGCAUCCUCCGUCACCAAUGCGAUCACAUCGAGCGCCUCCCCCUCCUCAACACCAUCAACCUCACUCCUCACCAACUCCAAAGAGAAAAGAGAGACCAACCAGCGUAUCCUAUUCAAACUCGUCAAGAACCUCUUGAAGAGAAACAGUGGAGACAACCAUCAUGACAAUGAUACAACUACAAUAAUAACAUAA
Molecule: messenger RNA, 1689 nt
Organism: Acytostelium subglobosum LB1
Lineage: Eukaryota; Evosea; Eumycetozoa; Acytosteliales; Acytosteliaceae
Exons: 1
Coding region: 1-1689 (562 amino acids)
Source: RefSeq, a predicted model, not a curated record